AGUUAUUCAUCGGACGCGGAGCGAAAUUGUGUCAGAGUUUUGGGAAAGCGUCGCGUCAUAUUCUUGAUAUAAUAUCUCUGUGUAUACAUAUAUAUUUUGAGCAUAGACGCACCUUUGGAAUAUGUUAAUGGUGUAUAUAUACGCACAAUUGCAAAGUGUGGGAGCUCAAUAAAGCUAGUGAUUUUUUAUAAAUAGUAUUGACAUCAUGAGCCAUUGAUUUAUUUAAAUUUCAAAUAAAUCAAAUUAAAAAUUCAAGCUGGUAUUCAAAAGAUUGCCUCAUGAUCUCAUAUAAAUAUACGAAUCAUCAUCAAAUGUGCCAAGAGCGCAGAGCACUCACUUAAGAGUAGUUAAAGAGAGCGACGCAACGGAGCGACUCGAAUAUCAUCGUGAAACCAAAACAAAAAACUCGUUUUUCUUUUAUUUUUUUGAGCACUGCGCAAGCAGCUCAGCAUUGCUCACACACACAGGAAUUUCAAGCAUUCUUCAGUGAGACAGUGUCAGAGAAAGAAACUCCAACUUGUCGAUAUAGAAUGGCGUCCACAACGGCUUACAAGAUUUUGGCCUAUUCGUUGCAAGUACUUUGUACGUUGCUGGCACUGGUGCUGAUAUCCUUUGGCGUCUACAUAAUGUCCUACGAAACAAAUGAGAUUGGCAAUAUUGUAUCCGUUUUCUAUAUUGGAUUUGGCACUGCCGCCAUUAUCAUGCUUCUAUGGGGCUAUCUGUCCGCUUGGAGGGAGAAUGUCUGCUGUACAGUGUCUUUUAUCACUAUUUUGUAUGUGGUAAUCAUUGUGCAGCUGGCAGGUUUAUGUUUGCUCGCCCAGAAAGAAAGCACAGCAGCCUCGAAUUUGGCCAACUCCUUGGAAGCGACAUGGGAGGAGGAGCUGAACAGUCCUGGCGCGAUGUCAUUGUAUGAGAACUGGUUCCAAUGCUGUGGGCGCGGUAGUCCUCAGGAUUAUAUUGUUAAUGAACGCCUGCCGCCUGCAACCUGUUUCCGGGAUCAUGACAGAAGCAAGGCGGACAAUCUGAUCCAUACGGGCUGCCGUGUGGAGUUUGAGAACUAUUGGCAGAAUUUGUUGGGAAUUUUUAAUAUUAUUGGCUGGGUCCUUGUCGCCGUUGAGUUGAUCCUUAGCUUUGUGUCCUGCGGUCUUUGCAACAGCAUUCGCAAUGAUCGCCGUCGAACAUACUACUAAGGAUUUUGUCCACUCUGGAAUUUGCAUUUGUUGAAAUUGAUGUGCUUCAAAUAUGUUAUUAUAUGGUGUUUAAAUUAUUAUGCUAUUUUUAAAUGAUGUUAACCGAAAGCAAGUUAAAAGUUUCAAAAAUGUACCUCAAAAUUUGAACCACUAUUGAAAAUGUUGCAAGCUAGGGAAAUAUUACAGUGUAAAUUGCUUUUGAUGUACAUACAUAUAUACAUUUAGUAUUGUUAUGAAACGAGUUGCUAUUUAUAAUAAAUAAUCACCAAAAACAAA
Molecule: messenger RNA, 1466 nt
Organism: Drosophila grimshawi
Lineage: Eukaryota; Metazoa; Arthropoda; Insecta; Diptera; Drosophilidae
Product: protein late bloomer
Exons: 5
Coding region: 531-1190 (219 amino acids)
Cellular component (GO): membrane
Source: RefSeq, a predicted model, not a curated record